CAUAUCAUCCAUGGCUUGUUCUGAUAACCAACAACCAAAUUUCAAACAUUUUUGCAAAAUUUGUAAAAAGGGUUUCAUGUGUGGUAGAGCAUUAGGUGGGCAUAUGAGAGCUCAUGGUGUUGGGGAUGAAACUAUGAAUCUUGACGACGACGAUGACGAUCCAAGCGAUGAUGGGGAUGGAAACCAAAGAGUGUACGCGUUAAGAACAAAUCAUAAUCGGUUUAGACGAUUUUGUGAGAAUUGUGGUAAGGAAUUCUUAUCAUGGAAGUCUUUCUUGGAACAUGGAAAAUGUGGCUCAGAAGAUGGUGAAACGUCGCUUGUUUGGUCUCAAGAAACUGAUAAUGAUGAUGACGACGAUGAUGAAGCCGAUGUUUUUGGCCAAUAUGGUGGUGGGAGUGGGUUGUAUAAGAGGAAGAGAUCUGUAAGGGUUUGUUCUAGUAGUGCAAAUGAAGAGGAUAUCACAUUAGCUAAAUGUUUAAUGGCAUUAUCAAACAAUAGUGUUGAUUUAAUGGAAAUGGAACAAGAGGGAAAUCUUAAGGCCACCACAAACAACAAGGAUGAGCCAAGAAGGGAUAUUUUCGAGCCGGUUCUUUUACAAUCUUCGGUCACAAGAGCUCCUCCAUUACCGUUAGAUAAAGCCAAAGGGGAGGCUAAUACCACAAACCUUAAGGGAAUGUUUCAAUGUAAAGCAUGUAAAAAGGUGUUUAGCUCACAUCAAGCAUUGGGCGGACAUAGAGCGAGUCACAAGAACGUUAAAGGUUGUUUUGCAUCACGAAACGAUCAAUUUGAUGAUAACUUAACAAAUGAUCAAGAUGUUAUCAUACUCGAUAAUAAUUAUAAAGCUACAAGUUCCUACCAAUCAAGCCAUGGACUUGCUAUCACGGGUCCAGCUUCAUUGGCAGGGCGGAAAGCAAAGGAGCAUAAGUGCUCCAUUUGUUACCGGACUUUUGCAUCCGGUCAAGCCCUAGGUGGUCACAAAAGGUGCCAUUGGAUCACCUCGAAUUACACUACUACUAAUUCAUCCGAAACAACAUCUAUAAGCAAGUUGAACUUUCAUCAACAUAUAGAACAACUCUAUCAAAGAGCUUUGGCAAUACCCAAAGGACUCGAACUAAACCUCAACCUCUCGACUACUCCUCCCAAUAACACAAACGACACAACUCAUGACAACGUUCAAAUCCCCAUAAAGUCGUCAGAGGUGUCAACGGAGAUCAAUCUACAUGCAUGGACUAGUUCAGCCGCGGAUCAAGAAAAUGGAGAUGGGAAUGCAAAAGAUCAUCAUGAACAACAUCAAAUAAUCAAUGUGGAUCAAGAUGAUGGUAUUGCCGCAACAACAAUGGAAGGUAAUGUGGAUGAAGAAGAUCAGAGUAAGGCGAAAUUGGCGAAACUUGGUGAUUUGAAGGACACAAAUGGCGAUUCAUCUUCAUGGUUGCAAGUUGGGAUUGGUUCAAUUACUGAUGUGGCUCCCGACCUAUAAAUUGCCAGAAAAGUUUUAUUACUACAAAGCAAGUAUAUAUGUAGUUUAGAAACUGUAAUUAACUUUCUUUUGUAAA
This is a messenger RNA of Erigeron canadensis, 1553 nucleotides long. RefSeq lists its product as uncharacterized. Lineage: Eukaryota; Viridiplantae; Streptophyta; Magnoliopsida; Asterales; Asteraceae. The record is from RefSeq and is a predicted model, not a curated record. Bases 11 to 1477 code for a protein of 488 amino acids. The transcript has a single exon.